This is a messenger RNA of Punica granatum (pomegranate), 1821 nucleotides long. The record is from RefSeq and is a predicted model, not a curated record. Lineage: Eukaryota; Viridiplantae; Streptophyta; Magnoliopsida; Myrtales; Lythraceae.
CAGCCCAUGGCUCAUAAAGGCACACUCCCACUACUGACAUCUGGGGAUUAUCCCAGAGUCGUAGGCCAAACCAAAAUAUCAAUCAUGGGUUCUUCCCAUGGAACUCAACAAGUUGUUGCCCUCUUGAUCCUCUGUUCGAUCUUGUGCCUCGCUUCAUCGGCCGCAUCGAACCUACCGGAAGAAUACUCCAUCAUACGCGAGAAUGAGCUCGAGGGGAUAGUCUCCGAGGAGAGAGUCGUCGAGCUCUUCCGGAGAUGGAAGGAGAAGCACGGGAAGGUGUACCGGAGCGCCGGCGAUGCCGAGAAGCGGCUCGAGAGCUUCAAGAGGAACUUGAAGUACGUGCUCGAGAAGAAUGCAAGGAUGAAAGCAGGCGGGCCCGCGGCAGGGAAGGAGAGCAGAGUGGGGCUGAACAAGUUUGCGGAUCUCAGCAACGAGGAGUUUAGGGAGAUGUACUUGUCCAAGGUGAAGAAGCCGGCAAGCAAACGGUGGGGGCGGCAGAGCAGCAGCCUCAAGCGGCAGCGGCGGAGGCAGCUGCAGAGAUUGGGGUCGUGCGACAGUGCCCCGGCGACAUUGGACUGGAGGAACUAUGGAAUCGUAACGGCCAUGAAGGACCAAGGAAGCUGUGGAAGUUGCUGGGCAUUCUCAUCGACGGGAGCAAUGGAAGGGAUCAAUGCCCUUAAAACUGGGGAGCUAAUCAGCCUAUCGGAGCAAGAACUCGUUGACUGUGACACCACCAAUGAUGGGUGCGAUGGAGGUUACAUGGACUACGCUUUUGAGUGGGUCAUCAACAAUGGCGGCAUCGAUUCCGGAGCCGAUUAUCCUUACACCAGCACUGAUGGUGUCGACGGGACCUGCAAUGUGACCAAGGAGGAGAACGACAAGGUUGUGUCAAUUGAUGGAUAUGUAGAUGUGGAGGAAACAGACAGUGCACUCUUCUGUGCCGUGGUUCAGCAGCCGGUGAGUGUCGGCAUGGAUGGCUCGGCCAUGGACUUCCAGCUGUACACUGGGGGAAUAUACGCGGGGAGCUGCUCAGAUGACCCCGAUGACAUCGACCAUGCUGUUCUCAUUGUCGGGUAUGCUUCUGAGGGUGAUGAGAACUACUGGAUUGUGAAGAACUCGUGGGGAACUGACUGGGGAAUGGAUGGCUACUUCUACCUGCUAAGGAACACCUCCCUCCCAUUCGGGCAAUGCGCGGUCAAUGCAAUGGCCUCAUACCCGACCAAGGAAUCCUCAGCCCCAUCCCCCUACCCAUCCCCGGUCCCCCCACCGCCUCCACCUCCACCUCCCCCGCCGCCGCCGCCACCAUCGCCAUCCCCAAGUGAGUGUGGGGACUUUUCUUACUGCCCAAGCGAUGAGACGUGCUGCUGUCUGUUCGAGUUCAUUGACUUCUGCCUCAUCUACGGGUGCUGUGAGUAUGAGAAUGCUGUCUGUUGCACCGGCACCGACUAUUGCUGCCCCAGCGAUUACCCGAUUUGCGAUGUCGAAGAGGGUCUCUGCCUCAAGAAUGCCGGGGAUUACCUGGGAAUAGUUGCAAAGAAGAGGAAGAUAGCAAAGCACAAGUUCCCGUGGACAAAGAUUGAGCCGACCGACAGGACAUACUCAUACCAGCCUCUGCGGUGGAAGAGAAAUCGACUUGGGGCGUAAUGUUUAAAAUUCAAAACUUUAAGGGGGUUUGUUUAAUUUAAUUUUGCAUCGCUGUAUUUGAUCUUUCCUCGAUGGGGCAAGGCAUGUUUCAUGUGUUUCAAAGUUGUCACAAUGAAAAAAGGAUGGUAUCAAGAGAAAAACACCGUGCAUUUGAAUACUUACAAGUAUUUUCGUUCA